Wickerhamiella sorbophila is the source of this 417-nucleotide messenger RNA. RefSeq names its product Cystathionine beta-synthase. The coding region runs from base 1 to 417 and encodes 138 amino acids. The record is from RefSeq and is a predicted model, not a curated record. Lineage: Eukaryota; Fungi; Ascomycota; Dipodascomycetes; Dipodascales; Trichomonascaceae. The transcript has a single exon.
AUGACUAGAGACUAUCGAGGAGCGACCGUUGAAGACCUCGAUCGGCCGCCGGCCUUGUCGAUUACGCCCGAUAUGCUACUGCAAGAAGCAUUAGAGAUGUCUUUCGAGCACUCGUUCUCCUUCCUGCCCGUGCUUAAUAGCCACAGACGGCUGCUGGGAUACCUGACGGCCGAGCAGUUGGAAAAGGACGGCGCAGCCAAGGGCAACGACAAAGUUGCGAACCAUUAUUUUAGAUUCACAGGCAAGGCCCCCUAUGAGCCCAUUACACCUAAUACGCCAUUGGAGGAUCUCGAGAAGUUCUUUGCCAAAGGCAACGCCUUUGCGGUUAUCACUGACGACGACCGUCGGUUUGUUAUGGCGGUUGCUACGCCAGAAGAUCUGGAAAAGUACAUCAAGGCACGUCCUGAGCUUUCUUAA